Messenger RNA from Arxiozyma heterogenica, 2568 nucleotides. It is a transcript of the gene ATG1, whose product is annotated as serine/threonine protein kinase ATG1. The coding region runs from base 1 to 2568 and encodes 855 amino acids. Lineage: Eukaryota; Fungi; Ascomycota; Saccharomycetes; Saccharomycetales; Saccharomycetaceae. Gene Ontology annotation, molecular function: protein serine/threonine kinase activity; ATP binding. The transcript has a single exon. Gene Ontology annotation, cellular component: phagophore assembly site; cytoplasm; phagophore assembly site membrane. Gene Ontology annotation, biological process: autophagosome assembly; reticulophagy; response to starvation. The record is from RefSeq and is a predicted model, not a curated record.
AUGUCAUAUGAAGAGAGUUCAGGUGUUAUUAAUGAACAGUUUGUUAUAGAAGAAGAGAUAGGCAAAGGUUCUUUUGCUGUAGUUUAUAAAGGGCAUUUGCUGAUAGCAGAUGAUACAACUAGUAAAAACCUUACUAAGAAUAAAAACAGUGAUAAUAAUGCUGUUGAUAACAACAAUAAUAAUACAGUUGCAAUUAAAAUUGUACCAAAAUCAAAAUUAAAUAAUAAUCAGAAAUUAUUAGAGAAUUUAGAAAUUGAAAUAUCUAUUUUGAAAAAAAUAAAACAUAAUCACAUAGUAUCUUUAAUCGAUUGUCAAAGAACUUCUAAUAAUUUUUAUUUGAUUAUGGAAUAUUGUUCCAUAGGUGAUUUAACUAUCUUGAUUAAAAGAAAUAAUAAUAAUAGUAAUAAUAAUAGUAAUAAGAGUGACUAUGGUAAAUAUAGUAUUACUAAAGAUAGAGAUAUCUUUUUAUCCAAAAUUUUUCAAUAUUAUCCAUCACCAAAUCCAAAAUAUAAUGGAUUGAAUAUUGCAUUGAUUUUAAAUUAUCUGCAACAAUUGUCAUCUGCUUUGAAAUUUUUAAGAUCAAAAAAUUUGGUUCAUAGAGAUAUUAAACCACAAAAUCUAUUAUUAACUAAACCUUUCAUAAAUUAUAAAGGUUCACAAGAGUUUCAUAGAAUGGGGUAUAUAGGAAUCUACAAUUUGCCAAUAUUGAAAAUUGCAGAUUUUGGUUUCGCUAGGUUUUUACCAAAUCAUUCAUUGGCUGAAACCUUAUGUGGAUCACCACUCUAUAUGGCACCAGAAAUCUUAAAUUAUGAGAAAUAUAAUGCAAAGGCAGACUUAUGGUCGCUCGGUAUCGUGCUAUUUGAGAUGGGUUCCGGCCAUCCACCUUUUAAAGCGUCAAAUCAUUUGGAAUUGUAUAAAAAGAUUAAAAAAUUAGCAUUAGAUAAUAAUAAUAACAAUAAUAAUAAUCAUGGGAACGCAGAUAAAAAUAAAAUGGUUCAAUUCCCUGAUUAUUUUAGUUCGAACUACAUCUCUGACAUACAACUGAAUAAUGAUUUGAAAAAUUUGAUCUGCAGGUUAUUAACAUUCAAUCCAAGGGAAAGAAUAACGUUUGAUGAAUUCUUUAAUAACAGGUUACUUAGUAUGGAUCUGUCAUGUUAUGAAACAGCUGAUUUUAAUUUGAAUUCAUACGAAAAUACUUUGAUUAAGGAUUCUAUCCAAAGGAAGUCAUUUAACCAAUUUUCAAAAAUCAAAUCGAAUCUAUCAAAUGAUUCUUCAAUUGUAAAGUCUCAAAACAAUAUUACAAGAAAGGCUCCCAGUAAUAAAAAUAAUAUUGAAGUCGAUAAUGAUUUAAUGUUUGAGAAGGAUUAUGUUGUUGUAGAAAAAAAUACCAUUGAAGUUAAUAAAUUGGCUGAUGAAUUAGCAGAGUUGGAUAUAAAGAAUGGUGAUCACAAUAGAAUAACUCCCAGAGAUAUUAAAGAUAAUAAUAAUAAUAAUAAUAAUAAUAAUAAUAAUAAAGUAAGGUCAAGAAGAUCUUCAUUUAAUGAAAGAUUAGGUUCAAUCAAUAUUUUGAAUCCAUCAAACGCUCUAUCAAAGGCAUUAGGUAUUGCAUCCACUAGAAUUUUUGGCAACAAACAAUGUUUUCAUAAACGUCCACCAUUGAAUCCCCCAAAUGUUGAUGUUUCAAUAUUCAAUGAAGAAUUAUUUAAAAAUAUUGAGGAUAAUAUACUUUUAAAUGUAAAAGAUGAAAAUAAUAAUAAUGGUAAUAAUAAUGGUCAUAAUGAGAUCGAAAAUUAUAGUCAUAAUGUAAUUGUUAAUAAAUUGGAAAAAUUGUCAGCAAAAGCAUUCGUUGUUUACACUUAUGCAGAAGUCAAAUUUGAACAAUUAAUACCCUUAUAUUUGAAUAGUUCCUCAAAGAGAUUUAAUACAGGAAAUAUACUAAUGAAUAGUGAGGAUAAUGAGUUACAUCAAGAAUAUCAAAAUGAAUAUAGCAAUAAUAAUAAUAAUCAUGCAUAUGAAAGAAAUUAUUCUCAUUUAAUGGAUAAUAUAAUCCUUACUUCAGAAUCAAGAAUUCUUUGUAAAGAAGCAAUAACAUUAUACGUAAAAGUACUGGAACUACUAAGUAAAUCAAUGGAAAUCACCUCAAAGUGGUGGUAUGAAUCCAAUGAAAGUUUUUGUUCACUAAAAUUAAAUCUGUUAGUUCAGUGGAUUAGAGAUAAAUUUAAUGAAUGUUUAGAGAAGGCGGAAUUAUUAAGAACAAAAUUAUGUGAAUCUUUAAGCAAGGAAAACUUAACAAUCGAUGAUAUUGAAGAUGUUUAUGUUGAAAAAUUAUUAUAUGAUAGAGCACUAGAAAUUUCAAAGAAUGCCACAACCAUGGAAUUAAAUGGGAAAAUUUUGAAUUGUUGUCAAUUAUCUUAUGCGACAUCACUUUGGAUGUUGCAAACAAUCUUAGAAGAUAGUAUAAAUGAUGAUAUUUUAGACGAUCAGAAUAAGAUGAUCAUCCAAAAGUAUAUUGAUAGUAUAACGAAUAGAUUAAGAUUAUUAAGAUCCAAGACAAAUAGUCAAAGUUAA